AUGGAAAACGACAACAUCACGGAAAAAGCAAAACCGGAAGAGGUGCUCGUAAGCAGCGAUGGCCUUCCAGUUCCGGUAGCACCUAAGAACUCGUUGUGCAGCAAAGGCAUGCGUCAGAACGCGUCGCUUGGCAACCUUUUUGGUCAAGACAACGUCACGCCGCUUAGGUCGCUUCCCACAGUGCGUAGUUGCGACUUCAUGGCCGCCGGCAAUUUGACCCCUCCAUUCCGCAGCGCUAGCUAUUUGGGGUCCCGUCGAAUGAGUGCCAACGUCAGUCCCGGUGAAUCUAGCCUUAACAGCCUAGAGUUGGAAGCAAUUGCGGCCGUGCAUGAACUGCAGUUCGCCGUCAAAGACAUUUACGUCAGUGAAAUGCUUCCGCGUACCUCCGAGUUGAUUUUCCUGAACAUCACCACUCUUGAGACCUUGUGCAGUAACAGUCCCUCUAAGGACGAAUUACGUCGCCCUGCGAAUCCGGUGAAUAACCUCAUUUGUGCUACGCUGCUCACGGUAUGGAGAGCGACCGUUGGCUAUUAA
This is a messenger RNA of Soboliphyme baturini, 534 nucleotides long. The record is from the annotation of a GenBank genome assembly. Lineage: Eukaryota; Metazoa; Nematoda; Enoplea; Dioctophymatida; Soboliphymatidae.